AUGGCCCCGCAGCGCCGCCGGUCCCGGCCCCCGGUGCUGCUGCUGCUGCUGCCGCCGCUGCUGCUGCUGACGCGCCCCGACGGCUCGGCGGCGGAGCCCGCCUGGCGGCAGCGGCUCCGCUGGCAGAGCGGCGGCCGCUUCUUCAGCCUGCUCAACAGCGCCGCCCGCUUCCAGCCGCCCGGAGGGGGCGGCCGCGCCGGGCAGAGCCUCUAUCUCAGCGCCGCCGCGGCGACGGCGGCGGCUCCUCCGCGGUGGCCCCCGGGAUCCCCCAGCAGCCGCGCCGUCCAGGCGAGGGCGCCCCCUGGGGGCGAAGAGGACGGCUCGGGCGCCGGGGUCCCUCCCCGGGUCGAGGUGGGGGGGUCCCCUAGCCCAAGGAACCCCCAAGCCGCCCCCCUCCUCCCGAGCGGGGCCGGGAGCGCCCCUCGAGGGAACGGGGGGCGCAACGCCUCCGGGUCCCAGCCCCCCUUUCCCAGAGGGUGGGGGGUCACCCAAGGAAGCGGCGCCUCGGCCUGGGGGGGCGGAGGCUGGACGGAUCCGGGGGUCAACGAGAUCGAGGGGGCGCCCGUACCCCUUCAGCCGUCAAGGGGCCCCCGGGACUACGGGGGUUCAGCGGGGGACGACCCCCGGAACCCCUCCCGCAGUGGGAACAGCGUCUUCUACAACAUCUACCCCAAUGCCGGGUCCCGCUCCGGGCCCGGCGCCAGCGACAGGAGGCCAGGCUACGGGACCAGCUACUUUCAUCAUGGCCUGCCGGACUUAAUCCCGGAUCCGUAUUUCAUCCAAGCCUCCACCUACAUCCAGCGGGUCCAGCUGUAUGCCUUGGAAUGUGCAGCCGAAGAAAACUGCCUUGCGAGAUCUGCCUACAGACCAGGGGUGAGCAAAAUUGGCUACCGGGUUCUUCUUCGUUUCCCCCAACGAGUCAAGAACCAAGGGACGGCCGACUUCCUCCCGGUGAAGCCGCAGCACGCGUGGGAGUGGCACAGCUGCCACCAGCAUUUCCACAGCAUGGACGCCUUCAGCAACUAUGACCUUUUGGACGCCGUGUCCCACAAGAAAGUGGCCGAGGGGCACAAAGCCAGCUUCUGUCUAGAGGACACGUCCUGCGACGCGGGGGUCCGGAGGCGAUACGCCUGCACGGCUCACACCCAGGGUCUUGGGCCCGGCUGUUACGACACGUACCACGCCAAUAUCGACUGCCAAUGGAUUGACAUUACGGAUGUCCCUCCCGGGAAUUAUAUCCUCAAGGUGAUGGUCAACCCGGACUUCCUGGUGGCAGAGUUGGACUUCACAAACAACAUUGUCAGGUGCGACGUCAGGUACACCGGUUCCUACGUCGACACUCGGAACUGCAGGAUCACACGAAGCACGGCGGAGGCCGGACACAAGACUUCCGGCUUCCCUGUCCGCAGCCGGAAUCCCCUCCGGCGAGACGCGGCAGAGGGGUCCCCCCCCCAGGAAGGGCGCGCGUCGGCCAGGGCAGGACCGUUCAGCCAGGCAGGGAACAAGAAACGUAUUUAA
Molecule: messenger RNA, 1518 nt
Organism: Elgaria multicarinata webbii
Lineage: Eukaryota; Metazoa; Chordata; Lepidosauria; Squamata; Anguidae
Product: protein-lysine 6-oxidase-like
Exons: 7
Coding region: 1-1518 (505 amino acids)
Biological process (GO): collagen fibril organization; peptidyl-lysine oxidation
Molecular function (GO): protein-lysine 6-oxidase activity; copper ion binding
Source: RefSeq, a predicted model, not a curated record